Molecule: messenger RNA, 6267 nt
Organism: Gekko japonicus
Lineage: Eukaryota; Metazoa; Chordata; Lepidosauria; Squamata; Gekkonidae
Product: CCR4-NOT transcription complex subunit 1
Exons: 23
Biological process (GO): nuclear-transcribed mRNA catabolic process, deadenylation-dependent decay
Cellular component (GO): CCR4-NOT core complex; P-body
Molecular function (GO): molecular adaptor activity
Source: RefSeq, a predicted model, not a curated record
GACUUGGAUGUGAAAUCGUUGCUGCUGGAGGCUUAUGUUAAGGGGCAGCAGGAGCUGCUGUAUGUUGUGCCAUUUGUUGCCAAAGUCUUGGAAUCGAGUGUAAGAAGCGUGGUUUUCAGGCCUCCCAACCCGUGGACCAUGGCGAUCAUGAAUGUACUUGCAGAGUUGCACCAGGAGCAUGAUUUAAAACUGAACCUGAAGUUUGAGAUCGAAGUACUCUGCAAGAACCUUGCCCUUGACAUCAAUGAGCUGAAGCCUGGGAACCUCCUGAAAGACAAGGAUCGACUGAAAAAUCUGGAUGAACAGCUGUCUGCUCCAAAGAAGGAUGUGAAACAACCAGAAGAGUUGCCACCCAUUACGACCACCACUGCUUCCACAACACCCGCUACCAGCACCACGUGCACAGCUACUGUUCCUCCACAGCCCCAGUACAGCUACCACGAUAUCAACGUCUACUCUCUGGGAGGGCUGGCUCCACAUAUUACUCUUAAUCCAACUAUCCCCUUGUUUCAAGCACACCCACAGUUAAAGCAGUGCGUGCGCCAGGCCAUCGAGCGUGCAGUUCAAGAACUUGUGCAUCCAGUGGUGGACCGGUCCAUUAAAAUAGCCAUGACUACCUGUGAGCAGAUUGUAAGGAAGGAUUUUGCGUUAGACUCAGAGGAGUCACGCAUGCGCAUCGCAGCACACCACAUGAUGCGAAAUUUGACCGCUGGCAUGGCUAUGAUCACCUGCCGGGAACCAUUGCUGAUGAGCAUAGCUACCAACCUGAAGAACAGCUUUGCCACUGCAUUGAGGGCCGCUUCGCCGCAGCAGAGGGAGAUGAUGGAGCAGGCUGCUGCCCAGCUGGCUCAGGAUAACUGCGAGCUGGCAUGCUGCUUCAUUCAGAAGAUGGCUGUCGAGAAGGCAGGCCCUGAAAUGGACAAGCGGCUGGCCACUGAAUUUGAGUUGAGAAAACACGCCAGACAAGAAGGUCGUAGAUACUGUGAUCCUGUAGUACUGACUUACCAGGCUGAGCGGAUGCCGGAACAGAUUAGGUUAAAGGUUGGUGGUGUGGACCCAAAGCAGCUAGCUGUUUAUGAAGAAUUUGCACGCAAUGUCCCUGGUUUCUUACCAACCAAUGACUUAACUCAGCCUACAGGAAUCCUGGCGCAGCCGAUGAAGCAAGCCUGGGCAACAGACGACGUAGCACAGAUCUAUGAUAAAUGCAUGACAGAACUGGAACAGCACCUGCAGUCCGUCCCUCACACCCUGCCCAUGAACCCGCAAACCCAAGCCUUACGAAGCCUCUUGGAGGCGGUGGUUGUGGCUCGUAACUCUCGUGAUGCUAUUGCAGCUCUUGGACUGCUCCAGAAGGCGGUCGAGGGCCUGCUGGAUGCUACUAGUGGUGCGGAUGCUGAUCUUCUUCUCCGCUAUCGAGAGUGUCACUUGCUUGUUUUGAAAGCCUUGCAGGAUGGCCGUGCUUAUGGCUCUCCGUGGUGUAAUAAGCAGAUCACAAGAUGCCUGAUUGAAUGUAGAGAUGAAUAUAAAUACAAUGUAGAGGCGGUAGAGCUGCUGAUACGUAACCACCUAGUUAGCAUGCAGCAGUACGAUCUUCACUUGGCUCAGUCGAUGGAGAAUGGCCUGAACUAUAUGGCUGUGGCAUUUGCAAUGCAGUUGGUAAAAAUCCUCUUGGUGGAUGAGAGAAGUGUAGCUCACAUAACGGAAGCAGAUCUGUUCCACACCAUUGAAACUCUGAUGAGGAUUAAUGCUCACUCCCGAGGAAAUGCACCAGAAGGGUUACCGCAGCUGAUGGAAGUGGUACGCUCCAACUAUGAAGCCAUGAUUGACCGUGCUCACGGAGGGCCAAACUUUAUGAUGCAUUCUGGAAUCUCUCAAGCUUCUGAGUAUGAUGAUCCCCCUGGCCUGAGGGAGAAGGCAGAAUACCUGCUGAGGGAAUGGGUCAAUCUCUACCACUCUGCGGCAGCUGGUCGUGACAGUACCAAAGCAUUCUCUGCGUUUGUUGGACAGAUGCAUCAGCAAGGAAUCCUGAAGACCGACGACUUGAUCACACGGUUCUUUCGCCUUUGCACAGAAAUGUGUGUGGAAAUCAGCUACCGUGCUCAAGCAGAGCAGCAGCACAACCCUGCUGCAAAUCCCACCAUGAUUCGUGCCAAGUGUUACCACAAUUUGGAUGCCUUUGUGCGCCUUAUUGCACUGCUGGUGAAGCAUUCUGGGGAGGCUGCCAACACUGUUACCAAGAUCAAUUUGCUCAACAAGGUUCUUGGAAUAGUGGUGGGUGUCCUAUUGCAGGAUCAUGAUGUUCGUCAGAGUGAAUUUCAGCAGCUCCCCUACCACCGCAUUUUCAUCAUGCUGCUGUUGGAAUUAAAUGCCCCUGAACAUGUCCUGGAAACAAUUAAUUUUCAGACUCUCACAGCAUUCUGUAACACAUUUCACAUCCUGAGACCCACAAAAGCUCCAGGUUUUGUUUAUGCCUGGUUAGAAUUGAUCUCCCACCGGAUAUUUAUUGCAAGAAUGCUGGCACAUACACCACAGCAGAAGGGCUGGCCAAUGUAUGCCCAACUGCUGAUCGACCUAUUUAAAUACUUGGCACCUUUCCUGAGGAAUGUGGAGCUUGCCAAACCUAUGCAAAUUCUCUACAAGGGUACCUUGCGUGUGCUGCUGGUCUUAUUACAUGAUUUUCCAGAAUUCCUCUGUGACUACCACUAUGGGUUCUGUGAUGUGAUUCCUCCAAACUGCAUUCAGCUAAGGAAUCUGAUCUUGAGUGCCUUCCCACGAAAUAUGAGGCUUCCGGAUCCCUUCACUCCUAACCUUAAGGUGGACAUGUUGAGUGAGAUUAACAUUGCUCCUCGGAUCCUCACCAACUUCACAGGAGUAAUGCCACCUCAGUUCAAGAAGGAUUUGGAUUCGUAUCUCAAAACGCGCUCUCCGGUCACAUUCUUGUCCGACCUUCGUAGCAAUUUGCAGGUGUCAAACGAGCCUGGCAAUCGUUACAAUAUCCAGUUAAUAAAUGCCCUGGUGCUGUAUGUGGGCACCCAGGCCAUUGCGCACAUUCACAACAAAGGAAGCACUCCCUCCAUGAGCACCAUCACCCACUCAGCUCAUAUGGACAUCUUCCAGAAUCUGGCUGUAGAUCUGGACACAGAAGGUCGGUACCUCUUCUUGAAUGCAAUUGCCAAUCAGUUACGGUACCCCAACAGUCAUACACACUAUUUCAGCUGUACCAUGCUUUACUUAUUUGCGGAAGCCAACACUGAAGCUAUUCAAGAACAGAUCACCAGAGUUCUCCUAGAGCGACUGAUUGUAAAUAGGCCUCACCCAUGGGGUCUGCUAAUUACCUUUAUUGAGCUGAUUAAAAACCCAGCAUUUAAAUUCUGGAACCAUGAGUUUGUUCAUUGUGCUCCAGAAAUUGAAAAGCUGUUCCAGUCCGUGGCACAGUGCUGCAUGGGGCAAAAGCAGGCACAGCAAGUGAUGGAAGGGACCGGUGCUAGUUAAGAGGAAGUGGACGCUGAGUCAGAAGUUGGCCACCCUGGAGGUCUCCAUCCCAUGAAGCUGGCAGAAGAAUGUGUGUGGGUCUUCCCAGAGCUUGGAGGCUGCGCCCCCACCUCCCCCUCCAUGUUGGGCUUACAUCACAGAUCCGUGUGUGAGAAGUCUCCUCCUGUGUGGGCAUGUUCCAAAGUUUAAAACAAGUUUUCGACUUUUGGCCAAAAUGCAGAAUAUGCUGUGAAUAUAAUUUCGAACUAUUGUAAAUACACAGAACAGAAAUAUUUGUCUGGACUUUGGGUUUGUGCAAGUUUUGUUUCAAGAGAGGCACCACCCCUAUCACCUGGCCAGCUUAUAAGGAAGUGGUGGCCGCUGUCGAGCUUUUCUCAAGGGCAGAUCUGCUUGUCCCGACGUUCCCAGACUCCCAAAGAAUAUGGAAAAGCCAGUUUAAAUAUUAUGUAACUUAUUUUUUCUUGUGGAUGGGGGACCUAAAAAUCACAAAGUUGUUAAAGGAAAAAAAUGUGGAUGUGUUGGGAGCACAGGAUUCUAUGACAUAUGGGGGGGGGAGUCUAGGGUCCAGCGGGGGGUACUUACCCUGUAUCACAUGCUGACAAGCAAGAUGCGUGGAAGUUGGAGGACUCCUUCUUUCAGCUGGCAGAUACACUUCAGGCCCUUGUUGAGAGGGCUGAUUAUUUUAGCAGGAGAACCAGACAAGGCCUGUAGAUUUUCUUGACACUUGUAAAUUUUGGGAUAGGGAGGGUAUGAGAAUCUAUUAACUACUCUCCUUUGGCCACAAAGUUUGAGUUUGUAAAAAGAACAAAAAGGACCAAUACAGCCCAUUUUGUAAGGAUUUUGAAUGUUUUGUAAAUGUAUUGGUCCAUGUGUUGUAUUUUGUAGCCUUUCUAGUUCUCUUGGGCUUUAGUUCUCCCACUUCUUGUAUGUAUGCAUACUGUAGUUAAACAUUAAAGUCAUGAACUGCACCAGGUGUCCUCAUUCUCUCUUCACCUGGCUGUUAGGUUGCUGGUAAAUAGUUCUCACUGCUAAUCAAAAAGCCCCUGACAUAUGUGGCCUUGGGUAAAUCUGAUUACAUUUGUAUACCACUUCAGUGCAAUAGACAGAACCUAGUAUUGUUACCAUUAAAGCAGGACUGAAAUCUCAUGAUAAAAUGGAGAACCACCAAAAUGGAAGGAAAUCUUUCCUGGUUCUUUUCAAGGAAAACCAAUCUUGAAUUGUCUUUACCAGAAGAGCUGGGCUUUGAGCUUCUGAGCUCAGGAGAACAGCCCCAGCAGCCAUUGGUCUGUUGAGGACUGAAGCCAAAUAUCAUAGUUGGUCCUUCUGGUUAUGAAUCCAGAAGGGAAAGACAAAAUGUCAUACCAACCAGAUUCACCAGCAAGGGCACUUGAUAUACGCCUGUCUUCCAGUACUGACUGGUUAAGUAGGACCCUUGUCUCUUUGGAUUUUAAAAAACAAACUGUCAUUCAAGCUUGCAGGGGGGGACGAAGACAACACUGAGAAGCCCCUGACUCCAAAAUAAUCCUGCUUUGCCUCAAGGCUUGGUUCUGCUGCUGUACUGGAAGGUGGGUGUUUGACUAGUAUACCAGGAUUAAAGAAUCAGCCAAAGUAAAGCCCUUUUAUUUUAAAAAAAAAACUGAGAGCAGAAAACACAUUCGUAUCCCAUGAAUACAAACCUACAGUGAAGACUAGUCAGAGUAUCUUAGCUGUACAUUGAAGUCAUAAGAAUUCUAUUACUCAGUAUUUCUUAAACGUGCAUAUUAUUUCAGUUUGCAGUGUGCAUCCCAUACUUUGGAUAGCUUGAGGACAUUCCAGAAGCAGGGCCCACAUCUUCCUUGGGCCACUGGAAGGAAAACAUUAAAAAUGGCCUAAUUUGUACUCCUGGUCUCCUUUGGUACAGUUCCUUUAUAAGUUCUACUGAUAAAAAUGUUUGCUGACCGGCUGCUAUAUCUUUUCCUGACCUCAUUUGUCCAUUGGCUGGUCCAUAUUUGAAAGUGUUUAUAAGUUCCAGCCUUCACACUUGAAAGGCCAAAGAUGCUGAGGGAGAAAGUCUAUUCAGCGCAAGUGGUACCACCCCCAGGCUCUGAAGUGCAGCCCCAUCCAGAACCGGCUGAAUCACAACUCUUCCAAUUGGCAGAGUUCCCAAUAGGCUCAAUUUUUAGUUUCCGUUUAUUGAUCCUCAUCCAGCCUUUUACUCAUAUAGUCAGAAUGUGCACAGCCUCACUUGACUGCUAAAAAACUUCACUGGUUCUGGGUCCAAUUCAAGGUACUGAUUGUAGCCUUUAAAGCCCUACACAUCCUGAGACCUGCCUAUGUGAGGAGCGGUCUGUCCAUGAAAGCUGUGUGACAUAUCUGCUCUUCUCCAAGCUUCCUUCUGUUGGGGUCCUUUAAGCUUAUCUGGUGGGCUACUUGGGCUAUGUCCUUUUCCACAGGUAUUAUGGGACAUUCUGUUGUAACUGUCUGGAUUUUAAUGGGUUGGAUCCAACCAGAUUUUCUGCUGCUGAAAAAGAAAGGAAGGAAGGCUCCCUUUUCACCACGCAAAAAAGCUAGGUGUGUUAUCAUGGGAUCUGCAUGAACAAAACAAAAGCCAUGUGAAAUAGGGGCUAAACCAAGGAAGGAAUGCACAAGACAGAGUGAAAAAGCUACUUGGAUCCAUCAAGCGCUGCCCCAAAAGGGAAUAUUAGCGACUGGUCUACAGCGGUUCAGUUCACCAGCUAAACAAGGGCUGCUGAGACUUUUCCCUCUGUUCUCAACAUUUUCCGACCUCAACCCAAA